GGAGGGUGUUUGGAAGCGCGGCGUCUGCAGCAUAAUUAAAACAUGGCGGAUUCGGAGGAAUUUAGACUUAAAAGAAUAAAGGUAAGAAAACACACGAAGAAUAAAUGUCAAAGCAUGGGCAGACUGCAUGUCAAAUCGACUAGGUUGUUAAACUACAUGAUAUGACAUUUGAAAAAGUCGGAAAGCAUCUGGUGAGAUAUUAAUUUGAAGCUAACGUUAGCUCGCUAGCUCUCAGCCCUGUAACGUUAGCUAGCUGCUGUUCAGCAGUGAUGCAUGCCUGUGUGCCAAACCCCAUUUAACAACAGGACGACCUCAUCAGAAAAGCAGAUAAACACAUUUAACUAUGUCUGAUAUCGGACUUGUGAUAAACCGUCACUUGAUUCCUCUGAUAUGCAUUAGUAUUCUGAGGUUAAUCCUGGUUCUUUCAGCUCUUUGCAUCGUGGAAAGCUGCCGCCAACAAAACAAAAGUGGAGAUUUCUGGGGAGUUGUUUGAUGCCUUGCGGGUCAUGAAAAUGCGGUUCUUACAAGAAUAGCCCAGCAACUUUGGUGUGGCUGAAUUGGCUGGUUGUGUUUUUCUCUGCGACUUCAAUGAAAAUGUCUUGUUUUGAUCCAGAUGUAAAUUGUUUGUUCAGGUCAGCUCCUCCUCUCAGCAUCUUCAGAUCUUGAGGCCUAACGCCUCUAUUCAGCCUUUCAUCGGUUUAUUACCUUGAGGCUCGGGUUUAUGGUUUCUUGGACACAAAUAAUGGCUAUAGCAAAGAUUGGACGCUUUUUGAUGUGUUUGUCAACCAGAUUAAAGCUUUUUACAUGAGUAAACUAUCAGACGAAGAGGUUAAAUCUGAUGUUCCACAUAAAGACAGCCCAAUUCAUUGUUUUACUUAUUUUUAUGUUUGUCUCUGAUUUACAGGAUGAGUGUAAUCCUUAUUCUGUGUCCCAUGGGUUGAUGAUGAUGAUGAUGAUGUGGAAAAGUUGGCUUCAAGGCCUCUUGAAUUGAAGAGUUUGAUGCUAGAGGUUAGUUUGGUAUUUUUGUGGCACCUGCUUGCAUAAAAUUUUCAUGAAAAUGAGCCAUUAAUGGAUAAAGGAAGAAAUGCUGCACCAAUAUAUUGAAAUAUUAACUGAGUAUUCGUAUAGGGCAGUGGUUCUCAAGUCCAGUCCUCGAGGCCCACUGUCCUGCAUGCUUAGGAUGUUUCCCUGCUCCAACACACCUGAUUCAAAUGAUCAGCUCGUUAUCAAGCUCUGUAAUGGCUUAAUAACGAGCUGAUCAUUUGAAUCAGGUGUGUUGGAGCAGGGAAACAUUCAAAACAUGCAGGACAGUGGGCCUCGAGGACUUGACUUGAGAACCACUGGUCUAGUAAAAUGGAUGCCAGAAGUGCUCACUGACUGUGUAGUCAGUGACAGCACCCCCUACUGACUGGCUGCAGCACAGAUUAUAUCAUGUUAAAUCAUUGAACACAGGUUCAAUUAUAUAAUUAAAAUAUUAAUCAAGUAUUGCUGUCUCAGAUGGUUAAUGUUGAUAUAUUUAAGGUGUAUAUGCUCAUUUUUCUGAGAAGCUUCACUCCGUUGAUAUUUGUUAUCAAAAACAUGACUGACUGACCGCCAGCCAGCCAGGACCGUUUAAAAGCCUGGUUUAUGUUUUUGUGACUGACCAUAGCAUACACCUGUACCAUGGACUGUAUAUAGAAUGGACAGAGUCUGCCUCCUCGCUGGGUGAAGCCACUCGGAGAACAGCAACCCCUGUUGAUGGGCUGCAGUAUAGGUCAUAAAUCCCGCCUCCGCCAGCAAAGCUUAUGGAGCUGUGGGCAAAUGUUAGAAAUUGAUUACACAGAACAUAAUCCCCCCUGCUUGUGGUGUUGACAUGUAGUUACAGUAAGACUGGUUUGUGCUCAAGUCCUCUUUUUUCUGUAAAGCUCCAUUUUUAAAAGUUAUUAGGGGGUUCAUGUUUUCUUUGAUUGACACCUGAUACAGCCUAUCGGCGUUCAGGGAUUGCAUAGCUCUCCCGGGGGAUAUGCUGUUUGAGCCGAGCGUACACUGAAUGCACAUGAUGCUACUGCGCAGUGCUGGUUUUAGGAAAUGAAGAAAAAUUGCAGAAAUACAGAGAGCUUUUUGGCUUCAAACCCAUAUACAGGCGGGAGGCGGAACCAAGUUGUCCAUACAGUCUAUGACCUUUACCCUAUGAUACAGACAACCCUUGCUGUCCUUUAUUCUCUGUCUCAGCAGCUCUAUAGUCGGUCUCCUGCAACAUCCUCCUUUUUUGUCCUUUUUUUGCAAUAAUUGCUGCAUGAUCAAUUGUUGCACAACAUACAUCAGCUUCAGCUUGAAUAUGUUGCGCUCAGACCAGUUGCCAUGGUUUCCUGUACAUAUUCAAGCAGGAAACUGAUAAUAUGAUGAGCUUAGGCAUUGCAAGAAUAGGUGGAGUGUUGCAGAGCCAUGCAUAUGCUUCAACUCAGAAGUAUGUAGUGCUCACAAUGGUGUAGAAACAGCUCAAAUAGAGAAGCUUAAUGAGGCUUCUGCAGCAUUCUGUGCCAUAUUAUCAGGGAAGCGGAAAAACCUCCAGAGAAAAUAUGACAAACACAAGAGUCAUUGGACUUAUCAUGGCUAAAAAGAUGUGCUUCAGGUUCACACAAGAAUAUGUUUGCUGUCAACAGUACUCACUCAAUGAAUAUUGGACACCAGUCAUGUCGUGUCUGUGCAUGCCUUGGCUGUACCAGUGCAAUAGUUUGAGCAUCUACCAAGGUGUUUUGUUUUUUUGUUGCCAUGUCUUUCAAAGCAUUUUGUCUAUUCUAGAUACUUUCAAUGGGUGAUGGUCACUCUAUUUACAGAUACCAGUCUAGGGUUGCUCUGUGUUAUUUUAAUAAUGUCAAGCAGCUGGUAGGCAUCCAUCUAUGGCCUUUUGUAAGAUUUUUGCUUUUACAAAAUUUAGUAUCAAGUACUUAUUAUACAGAGCCUGAAUGAUAACUCCUUUUUUGUGAAGAUUCCUUAUUUAUAUUUGCAUUAUUAUUUGCUGAUCUCGGAGUGAUAUGUUCAUUUAAUUUAUGUGUAACAGAACAUGAUAACAGUCUUUACAGAAAAACAGGUUUUUAUUUGGCAGCAGUUGUGCUGAAAAUUGGUUCAUUGUUGAGGUUAUGAUAGUAAAACUGCUGAAGAGGUGGUUAUUUUCUUAACAAGAAUCCUUUUGAUGUGAAAGAUGGUUAUUUAACACACAUUUAAUUAGUGUCCCUGGCCCAGACAGGGGACAACAACCUUUAAUUUAACCAUCAGCUAGAUUGUUCCUUUUUUGUUUCCAUUAAACUGGAAUCUGUGUUUUUAACCCUGGUUUCUUUGUGCAGCGGGACAAAGCAGCUCUGGCUCAACUGUUGCACACAUUUCGGAGGACGUACUUUUUGUUUGUGGACAUUUAAACAACUGAUAUGAAUCCUACGUCUACAUUUCAUAACGAUUUCCUCAUUCUGUAGCUAACCCCCCUCCCGAGCUCUCAUAUAAGACAUUUGGGUUUCACUGGUAUGACUUUUAGACAGACAAGACAAGAGUCAUAUUUCAUGUUAGAGGCUGAAAAAUAGCUAUUUUAAAAAGGCCUAUGUAAUCAUCAACAAAAAUGUAUACGUAAUGCUUAUUUUUUAAUCCUAUACAAAAAUAAGUAUAUAUACUUCUGUAAAUAAUAAAUGACUUGAGACAUGACACAUGAGACUACAGACAAUUGAAUUUCCCUUCGGAGAUUAAUAAAGUUCUUCUACUUCUUUGCUUAUUGGCGUUAAACGGAUUUGGCGCAGAGGUUAAGUUUCUGUUAGAUGAUAUUAGGUUGAAGAUCGGGGUACUGCAGAGUAUCUGACUAUGGUUAAUGAAAUAAAUAGAUGUUUGAAACAGUUGAAUACUCUUAGUAAAAUGCUUCAAGUGAUUUAGAUGAUGGUGGCGAUUGAUAAAACUGAAGGGGAUUAGGGUUUUAAAAGAAAUCAGAAUGACUGUCAGAACAGCUCAUAAACUUUGCUCAUUUAGAGAAGGUGUUUAGUUUCACAAGGAGCAGCAGGGUUAUAAGCUGAAAUGUAUUACAGCUGAAUCAAAUCUACACAAAUAAAACACAUUCAUACGAUUCAAUACUCUGCAAGUUUUGUGAACAGUUUGAGUUGUGUUUGAAUCUGAAGAAAGACUCAAAGAGCGUGACAUUGUCCAAGUAUGAAUGCUACACAUGAAUUUUCUCCUUAAGAUCCCCUUUCAACUCAACUUUUAUUCUCCACAGCAUGAGGAGCACCUUUCCAGAGUGUUUGAUGAAGUGAUGGGCCUCGGAGAAUUUGCUGACUCCUCCAGAGGGUCUGCCUCCUCUUCCAGGAGUGGGGGGCAGGAUGAGGGAAAGGGUGUUGAUGACACCUCAGGAGCAGGAGAGCCCCAACAGGGAGAAGGGGAAGAUAGCAGCAGCAGCAGACAGGAAGAGAAGAUGAAGGAUAGAGCAGAAGAACCAUCCUUUCCUCGUAUAUCCACUCGUACUCUAAGAACCAAUGAUGGAGGGGGAGGAGAAAGUGGAGGGGCAGCAUUGGACAAUGCUCUUGAUGGCCUUCCUUCAUUUGAGCCUGAUGAAGAAGAUGAAAAUUGGCACUUUUCCCUGCCAGUAGACAGUCUAGAUGAAGCUAAAGCAGGGAAGGCCAACAGAAAAGAAAGCCAGACAGGAUCAAUGAACAAUGAAAGUCUGGAGAACCCUUUUGCCCAACAGCCUCAAGAAGAGGAAGAGGGAGAGCAAGACAGGGAAGAAAGUAGUGGGUCUGCUAACACCUCUCACUCCUCUCAGGACCCCACACCUGAAAAUAGCAGAGGUAAAGCUGCACGCACACAAGAAAUACAAAUCACAUGUGCUUCAAAGCAAGUGUUUGCAUGGUAUCUCAAAUCUUUAUAGGGUCAGGACACACUGGGGGAAUUGUUUUCCAGUCACGGGUAACUCCAUCAGCCUUACAAAGCAGUUUCAGUUAAAUAAAUCAGAAGCAGUACUAUCAAACCUGUGGAAACAGGUUCAAAUGUCUUUAUUGGCUUUAGAGGGCCUCAGACAAAGCCCUGCAAUUAUGAUUAAAUCUUACAUUCGGGGAGUACUAAGUUCUCUUCGCUGAGCAAAUUUAGGGUGUGGGUUUCAAAUAAAGAAAUAAGAGGUUGCUUGUCAGGGAGUGUCUCACAAAAGAAACUAUUGAGCUGCUUAUGGAAAAGAUCAGUUUUAGUCACUUCCAACCAGUGGCGAUUGCUCUAAGACUGCAAGGGAAGCUCGGCUUCCCUUAAAAUGUCACCCCUCAAAAAAAAAGAAAAAGUGGUGAAAUACGUACUGCUGUGUGUACAUUUCAUUAACUAAAUACGCACUAGAAAGCCUUCAUCUUUUGUUCAGACACUGUGAUAAGAAGCUGAUAAUCACAGGUAACCGGCAUAACUUCGUUCUCAUUCAUCCUCGCAGCGCCUCAGCGCUUUAAACAGCCGGACGCUGGGCUUCUGCUGACUUCAAUGUGGAAGCUUAAAGUGGGUUGUUCCAGCAGCGAAACUAGACGCUCAUUGGAUAAAUGCUGGGCUUUGUCCCGCCCAUCGGAAGCCCAGCUUCACUGGAGUUCUAUGGCGAGAGGGCGGUCCCGACUUUCUCCCGGACUCCAAGCUUCUGCAUCCAUGAUUGGAUGAGCUGUCUGAGGCGAAAUCCUUUUUUGAUUGACAGCUAAACAAGCGAAUCAGCGAUCUUGAAGAAUAAAACAUCUACCAGAGCAUUUUCCAAGUUAUUCAUUCCAUUGUUCUUAACUGCUCCGGAGACCUUACCGAUCCUCAGCGACUCUUGUCUUUGUUAAAAACGACUGCCGUUGUGUUUGGCGACUCUGUUCUGUUACAUACUAAUAAACAAAUACAAUUAUGAUGUAGGCCAGAAAAAUGAGCUUCCCCUCCUUGAAAGACCAGCAGCCGCCACUGCUUCCAACCAAUAUCUGUCUGUUCAAAACCAAACUGUCCAUUAGUACAAAAUUAAUGAAAAACAACAAAAGCUAAAACACUGAUAACCAAACUAAUUCAGUAAAAAACAGACACGGCAAAAAUGUGUAUGCAGUAAGCUGUUUUUGUCUUGCUGCGGUACCUUAGUUUGUUAGUUUUUACAGGGCUAAGCUUCAUUGUAGGGUAAGUACAAGUUUAGCUUUUUGACCACUGAGACUUUCCCCCGGAACUAGACCUUAUCUGUGAACUCUGUGCGCUUCCAUUGCAGGAUCUUGGGUCCAAACUUAAUUCUUGGGUAAAAGAUGUACUUGGCUGGAGUACAAAAGCAGUGCAAAUAAUUCAGAUUCAUACAUUUAAGUUUGCAGAGGAUUGUCAAAUGUUAUUAUGGUCCUCUCUUUCUGGCAGUGAACUUAAAAGUGUGAUCAUGUCACUUCUUAGAUGAGGUGUGCACGGCUUUAGGUGACAUUUUCUUUUCUUCCCUUGUGUUAGAUGGAGGGGCCCUGAACCAGACAGAGGAGACAGAAGACAGCCAGCAGGGGGAGGUAACUGUCUGUUAUGAUUAUGUAGGGCUGCAUCAAAUGUGUUUUUUCAGGCGAUGGUGAAUAACUUUGGAUGCUGUGAUCAUUCAGCAGUCAGUGGCCACACCGAUGGAGGACAGUAAUCCCCCGAUGUCUCCAGUGAACAUUAAAGAUGAACCCAUCGACGAGGGUUACGAUGCUGCUCUGCUGCCUCAGAGCUCCAUCAGGCAGAUCAAAGAGGAGCUGGAGCAGCAAGAGGUUAGUGAGGGGAGAUCAUGUCAUCAAUAUGCAAUAUAACACAAUAUUGUGUGAUCCUAUUUGUAUCAACAACAAUACAGAAAGAGGGCUUGAAAGCAUAACUAAGAAUUGAACCCUUGUGUUCUUAUUUCAGGAAGAGCUCAGGAUCAGCUCUGUCUACUCUGUGGGUGGUGCGAACACGUUUGUAACUCCCACCAGUAAGUUUAUUUCUGUCUCUGUUUUAGUUUUACAGUGAGCAUAAUUCUUUGACAUGUUAUUAAUGUAAGGGCUCAUAUUAAAAGUUAAGACCAUAGGCUACAUGUCAUAACCUUCUUAAAAUAGUUUGUUCAGUGUUGAUUUAAAGCUCAACAUCAAAAAGUUUUUCUAAAAAGCAACUAACGUGUGGAUGUUCUCUCUCAAGUGUUGUGCCAACCUUUAUCCUCUCUCUUUCUCAAGUACCAACACCAAUUCCCACCCAGCCUCAGACAGCCAUUUUUAUCCAGGGUAGAGGCGCUGUCUUACAAGCCAUGGCUCCUCUUCCUGUCAGAGCACCAGCUCCCAUCCAGGGUACACUCCCAACUCUGGCAGCAUUGCCCCCACGUCCACCUCAGCCCCCUGUUCCUGGUAGUGUUCGCUGCAGUGGAUGCUCUAAGGUACUGUUUAACCCCCCAUCCUGCAUGUGUUUGAAGAAAUAGACCUCGCCUUAGUAUUAAAGCCGAAAACUGUAAAUAUCAAAGUGUGAACCAACCCUGCAUUUCUGAGUUAGCACAUUAAACAAAAAGUAUGAAAUAUGUUUCAUUGUUUUGAAAUGUUUGUAGGUGCUGCUGAAAGGCCAAACAGCGUUCCAGAGGAAAGGCUCGACACAGCUUUUCUGCUCCACAGUCUGUCUGACCGGCCAUCUGCCUCCAGCCAACAAGAACCGAUCCUGUUUCCAGUGUAACAGGUACAUCACUGUUUCUACUUCCACUGUAUUGACACUACACUAAAGGGAUGUAGCCUGCUCUUGAAACAUGUUGUGCAACUAAACAGUUCAAAUGUUAGAGUGAUGUUGAUGAAAGCAUGAAAAGAGACUGGGAGUGUUUUGCUGUAUUCACAUCAAUUCCACAGCAUUAGGUUUGUCCCUCGUUGAUGUUUGUCUGAAAAGAGAGGUUGUGUUGUUGCACUCAGAUUAUUAGCUUCACCCUUGAGAUCACCUCUGUUGUCUUAUUGCACCACGGUCUUACAGUGUAUUGGGUUGGAUAUUAUAGCUCUGGGCAGCCAGUAAUUGCUGCUUGUUAUUUCUGACUGCCUCAUAGAAACAUGCUCUCCUCUGCUCUCCCACUCAAAAGGAAUCUGGUCUCUGCUCAGAUAUGACUAUAAAGUCCCACUUAACAUUGGGUUUUGUAUGUGAAACCCAUUUUCACAUACAGAACCCUGUUUUCUUUGGUGCAACUACAUGUAUGUGUUUUUGUGUGUGAAAUGUGAAUGCAAAAUUUCAUCUCUAACAACCUUCAGGCUUCAAAAAAAUGGUCCAGAUGAGGCUUUAAUUGACAAACACAUCUCCUCUCUAUUUGGGACAGGUGUCUUUACAGUACAGGCUUUUAAUAUUUCUGUUUUAAACUUUCUGACGACGAAGAUGGAAAAAUCUCAAAAAAAGGUCAUUGUGUGAACCACGUGAAUAUUAUCUUUAUUCAAAUAAGACUGUUGACACAAAACACUUAGUUUGAUCUUGCUCAGUGAGACAGUGCAUCUAGCUCAACCUGCUGCACUAAGAAGAGGAAGAGAGACCCCAUUAGAAUCAGCCCCUAUGAAUGCAAUUAAAGCCAGACACAUACAGUGCCUUGAAAAAGUAUUCAUACCCCUUGAACUUUUUCACAUAUUGUCACUCUACAACCACAAACUUAAUUGUAUUUUAUUGAGAUUUUUUUCUCAUAGACCAACACAAAAUAGAACAUAAUUGUGAAGUGGAACGGAAAUGGUACAUGGAUGUCAAACAUUUAAACAAAUAAAAAUCUGAGAAGUGUUGUGUGUAUUUGUAUUCAGGCCCCCCGUGUCAAUACUUCGUAGAGCCUUCCUUUUGCUGCUAUUACAGCUGCAAGUCUUUUGGGGUAUGUCUCGACAAGCUUGACCCCUUGAAAAAUACAUGUCCAGUUAGUUCUUUUCUAGCAUUAUUGUUGACAAAGUGAAUAUUUAAAGUCCCGCCUCUAGUAGGUUUUCCUGUGAUUUGAUUCGGCAGUGAGUUGGAGAGGAGGUGAUAUUGAUGAGCAAGGCAGUGUCUUAACAGUUGAACUAUUUUCACCUGAGAGUAUAGUGGGGAAAAUAGCUGAGGGCAUCAGUUGUUUUAAAAUGGACAGUGCCAGCAGAAAAAGGAAAACCGUCAAUGGACAUAGUCCCUUAAGCUGCAUUUGAAUGUUAACCUUUUUUUUUGCCUUCUGCUCUUUGUAGGGAGAUUGUUCAGCCCAGAGACAUGAUUACGAUUCCAGCGGACGACAGCACCCUCAUGCACUUUUGUGGCCAGUUCUGUCUUUCUGUCUUCAGACACAAAAGAAAACAAGGCGACAAGGGUCCUGAUAAAUGGCCGGAGAAACGGCUGGAGAGGAGGCCUGAAAAGCCACCUGAGAAACCAGCGGAGUGGUCUGAGAAACCCUUUUGUAGUGUGUGCAAAAUCACGAAUAAGGUAGGAGAGCAAUUUUCGUUUCAAAGCCAAUUUUCAAAUCUAUACUUUGAGUUGUGUUUUUCUGUGCUUUUGAUUGUGAUGGUCUUCCACAGCAAAUUGAACAUGAGGUCACCCAUCAAGGUCGUCUGCACAGACUCUGCAGUGAUGCUUGUUUUGUAUCGUGGCGCAAGAUGCGGCAGUUGGCCAUGAACUGUUGUGAAGGCUGCGGACUUUACUGUAACAGCAAAUUAGGCUCCUGUCAGACUCUCAUAAUUGACAGAUCCCAGCUGAACUUCUGUGGUCCCACCUGUAUCGGCACAUACAAACAGGUAUGCGUUAGGGUUAGUGUCCUACAAAUCAAUGUACCAAAUAAAGCUGUCAGAAAGUUUGAUACUUUUCAUUACCUAGGGGAUGAUAAUGUCACAUCCUUGGUGCCCAAGAUUUUUUUUUUCCACAGUGUCAAAAUUAGUUUUUGUAGUGUUGAUUUUGUUAGUAUGGAAAAUGGAAACUCUUGUUUCAUGUCAAAAAUGUAAUAAUAAAAUAAUAAAAAAUAAUAAAAAUUUUCCUGUCAUAAAAUGUUAAACAUUUUUGAUAAACAUCUCACUUCUGUUGUUGUUUUUUGUUCAGACAUGCAGAAAAACAGUGGACUGUGCCUACUGUCACAAAAUUGCUGUAGUGUCCUCUACAACCAUGGAGCGAGACCAGAAGGGCAAAGUUCAGCUUUACUGUUCACCUGCUUGUGUGGAACGGAGUCGACCACCUCGAAACACGCUGUCUGGUAGGACACAUCACAUAGACGCUUGCCAUUAUAUCAGGAUUAGCUGCUGCUGCUGUGUGCUUUAAAUGUACUGUCUUGCACUGAGUUGUCAGGGGCUAUAAUGAAAACUUAAAUCACACAACCUGACAUCAGGAGAUUGUGGAGCAAAGUAAACGAUUUUAAAACUUCAAAAAAAAAUGUGAAACUCGACUGCAAAAGGGACAGGUCAAAUAGAUUUAAUAAUAAAAAUGGACAAAUAUUAGAUUGUAAGGACAGGCACCAUAUGAUUGAGUUGAAAUAGAUGACCUCUUACUAGGUGUUUGUACUGAUGAUGUCAAAGACAGAGAACCUGUCUAACUUGUGAUUAGACAUGCACCGGCCUAAAUCUGUGACCCAAUAUACUCAAGAGUUGGUCCAGCUUUGAUUUGACCUGUUGUCCUUGUUUGGAGAUGUUUUUAUACCAUCUAGUGGUAGAAAAAGCACAAAACAGUUGUCGAUGCAAAAAAAAAAAAAAAAACAAGAUGGCAGUCUCUUUCUACAGGUGGUCCAGAGACGAAAGUCAACAUUUUUAGGGUCUCAAUUUUUAUUUUCAUUCCCAAUCGUUAAAAGCUAGAACAAGGUCAAGCUAGUGAUAAAUUUAUAAAGUUGGACAUUUGAUGGUUUAUAAGAACAUAUAUGUGCUGAAUGUGACAGAAAAAGACUGGUUUUGGUUUUGGCAUUCUUGGACAAAUCUCAAAAUGGGCAACUCAACUUAAAUUCCUGCAGCAUAUAUGUCAACCAAAAUGAAGGGAAGGUCUGUUAAUCAGAAAUAUGCAUUGACACUGGUCAGUGUUCACCUUUUGUAACGAGUUUUGUUUAAAGUGACCCUUUUCCCCUGCAGGUACUGCCUUCCCCUGCUGCCAGUGCAAGGUAUCAGCUGUUCCUCAGUAUCAUCUGGCCAUGGUGGACGGCACCAUACGUAACUUCUGCUCCUAUGACUGCGUUACUACCUUCAGGGUACAGGCACAACUUGCAGAAUGACUUAUUUCAAACGAAAGUUAAUGAUCAGGUGCCAGUGAUACCAACUUUGUAUUUUUUCUCCUUGUCCACACAGAAAUCUGGGCAGAUCCCUCCGCAAGAACCUAUUAACGGAACCUCCCCUCUCAGGGACGUCUCUUUUAGGGAAGCCUCCAAAUCAGGGCUCUCUGUAGGAGUCAGCUCAGUCCCUCCCAUCCCCCAAGAACAACCAUCCUCGGUCCCACACCCAGGCCACCAUCCCAGUCAUACCUCAGUGCCCCCACUGGCAUCCUCCUAUCCAGCCAUGUCGUCCCCCUCUGUGCCAGGGCAACCCCAGGUCAAAGCAUCAACCAGUCACCCUGUGAAACUGUCUGAGGGGGGUUCUGGUGACAUCUCUAAGCUGACCUGCCAUCAGUGCAGCAGACAGUUUAAAAUGAAGCCUGUGCUCUUCUGUCACCAAGUAAGAGCCUCACGGUAUAUACAGUCACUUUUGGGGGGUGUAACAGUAUUCAAAGAUCAUGGUUCAGUGCAUAUUUUGGUUUUGAAAUCACAAUUCAGUUUAUUUUUUUGGUACUCUCUAAGAAAAUAUAUUCAUUGUAAAGAAUCUCUUAUCCUUUAACAAGAACUCACAGAACUUAGCUUUUACACAAUCUGAACCACAGUAGUGAUAAUUCCACUGCAACACUGUCUGCUCAAGUGUGUGAACCUGGAUUUCAUGACCUUUUUGUUGUGUUUGCAUUCAGUUUCAGUAGGCGUGCUCACUGUACACUGUAAUUGGUGUACCUUAUACUUUACCGUUACGGCUACAAGUCUAACACUCACUGUGAUGAGGAUGAUUCUGAUGCUGUUUCUCUCCUGCAGGGUCAGAUCUCUAUCUUCUGCAAUAGGGUGUGCGCCGAACAGUAUAAAACCCAGAAAAAUCUCCAGGUGGUGUGUGACUGCUGUAAACAGGAGAAGGUGCUUCAUGAAACCAUUAACUACAACCAACAGGAGGUGUCAUUCUGCAGUGAAAGUGAGUUCACUCAGCAGCGUCUCUGCCCCUCAUCCUCCCCUUUAAAUGGCUUUAAAGUUUCACUGUGGAUCAGUGAACAAUAACUGUUUCCACUCAUGAUUUCUGAUUAAGUCUUAAAGAAUUGACUCUAAACUUAUAUUCCAGUCUAACUACAGCACUAGAAUUCAAUCUGUCACAUAAGAAAUUAUCUCCUCAAUACAGAGCUCAAAGUAAACAUUUUUAUUCAGUGAAAUGCUAAACUCUAAUACCAGCAUAGAUGAGCCUCAUGUUUAACUUGUAACCAUACUUUAAUCGUGUUAUCUGGUUUGCACUGUCUGCAAAUCUCACAUACAAAACAUUUCAUUGACUCACUCUCCAUCUUUAAAUCCUGUCUGAAAACUCAUUAUUUUGUGGGAUAUACUGUAUAUCUAGCCUCAUUUCUUAAUUGUUGUUUUAAUGGUGUGCGAAAUACAAAUAAUAUGUUUUGUCACCUAAACUUGCAAAAAGGUUUUAAAAUAUGCCUUGGGAGUCCUACAUUUGCUGAAUAUGGCCAGAUAGACACAAGUGUAGAGAUUCUCUUGGAAACACCCAAAUCAAAUGUCAGUGUGAAUAUGAACCAUUAUUGGAGUCAUCAACUUUUAAGGCUAACAGCUGAAACAGUACACCCAUCAAAUAUCUCUACAGAACCUUUUUUACUUCAUGCAAUUGCUUGAGGUGGAUGAAGUCAGGUUUUUGUAAAUAGUAUAGUAUAGUAUAGUAUAGUACAGUAUAGUGUAGUAUAGUAUAUACUGAGGUCCAGACCUGCUCUAUAAAUAUGUAGAGUGCCACUUUGUCCCUGUGAUUUGGUUCUACGUGAAUAAAAAUGAAUAGAUUGAAUCCUUCAGUGUACAGUACAUCUACUGUAAAUAACCAGUGUGUGGACCGGUGGUCUGAACUGUCAUUUUCUUUCUGUUAUUCUAAAUUUAAUGUCAUUCCUCAUUUUUACUGUGUUCCAGACUGUAAGCUCUCCUUCAAAACAGACAUGCAGAUUCAUAACAAGGAUCAUCCCUGGAGGCCUUGCUCCUACUGCAAUGGUAUUAGCUACAAGAUGCUACACAGCCACUAUGGAGGCAGGAUGGAGGAGUUCUGCAAACCUCACUGCAUGUCCCAGUACACUGUACUCUAUUAUGGGGUAGGCGAAUAACUGUCCUACUACACUGUUGGGGGGGCAGGAGUGCCAAAUUGAUGUCUUUAAUUAUUUCACAUCCUCCCCUCCCCUUCUUGUGUUUUCUCCUUCCUUCUUGCCUUCCUCCUCCGUCCAGAUGGGUCGAUGUGACAGCUGUAGGAGACAAGGCUACAUGAACGAGAAGCUGCAGUGUUUGGGCUCAGUCCGUAACUUCUGCAACCUGGCCUGUUUGAUGCAGUACUGCGACCAACACUUUGAGAGAAGCCAGCACAGCAGCAGUAACGGUACCAGGACAGCUCCACAGGCACCCUGUGGUGAGUUGUGUUAUCACAGCAUUCAUACACGGAGCGAUCUGAGGUGCAUUACAGAGUUUAACAAAAUAUCAGUGACAAAAACAAGAUUAAAAAAGUAUGACUUAAAGCAGACAUAAGCAUUGAAAUAAGAAUUUGUCUGCAUUUAUUAUCAAGAAAAAAAUAUAACAUUAAACAAAAACUCUGAUACCGUGUCACAGAUGGGUCUUACCUUAGUCAAAAUGGAUUUUGUGUACUAUCCCACCCCAGAUCCUCCUCCGAAGGACUAAGCCUCAUAGUUUGAGUCACACCACCUGGCUGCCUCAGAUGCCCCAAACCGGGUUGCUGUGGGAUGCAAUCCACCAAUACUUGAGCUAUUAUAAUUGAAAUGUAUGACAUUCAUUCAAAAAAGUUACUGACACUGAUUUGAAUAACUCAUGAAAAUUCACUUAGAGGCACGUAUUUCAGAGACUGAGGAUAGCAGUGUUAUAAAUAAAUGACUGUUUUGAACUUAGACAGGAAUAAUCAGAGUCAGGGCUUAUCUGGGAGAUUGUUUUAAAUCUGCGUUUUGAGAUAAUUCUGUGUUCUGUUUCGUUCUAACUCUUGGGUCAGCGGUUGGCUACAUCAUGAAAAUAAGUUAUCCACUUUUCUAAAUAACAGAUGUAACAAGUUAUUAUUAUUAUUAUUAUUAUUAUUAGUUUUUUUGGGGGGGGGUUGAAUCCAUUAAUGAUUGCUUUGACUUUGAAAGCCGCUGAAAACAUUGACUACAAAAGUUAAAUGUCUAAGUAUAUAAAAAUAUCAAAUAAAUAUAUGAAAAAUAAAAUCUGUAAAGACAUGGACUAGCCAUUGAGGGUGAGGAUUAGUGUUUGCAUUCUCCUGACAUUUUUCCCCAAACUGAAAAAUGUGAUAGCUACAGCCUGCAUACCCAGCCUGCUUCCAUCUUUCACAUCACUGUCUUUUUUUAGUAGAGAAAUCAAAGAUGGAUGUAAGAGAAGGCUGGACGUGCACACAGAGGAGCCUUAUUUUCCUGAUCCUUUUUGAUGUUACUUCAUUAAAAUCAGCAGAAAAGACGUUGAAUACAAUAAAUGAAAUGUUUCAAAUGGGCACAAUAAUUCUGAUCAUGUAAUCACAGAGAGCAUAGAAAAAAAAAUGUAAGCAGAUUAUUUGCACUCUGACGUCAUGCAUAUAAUAUUUCAUUCACCCAUGGCUGCUCAGUAAAUAUAUUGAAAACACACAAAACUAAUUAGCUUUUAUUCCUGAUUUUUGAAGCCUUGGUAGAAAAAUUCAUCUAAUAAAUAAGUAAAUUAUAAAGCCAAAUCAUCAGUCCUGACGGCACCACUAAAUACACAAAGACAUGUCAGCACCGAAGAGAAAUGCACUUGCAGGUGCUCAGAUCAGAUGAAACAAGCAUAAACUUGGCUGAUCUGCUCUAUCAGGAUGUGGUAUAGAUGUUUUGUUUCGUUGGCUAUAAUGAUUGUGUCAACACAGUGUAUCAUCAAGAACCAGAGUGUGAUUUAGAUGUUCUUGAACCCUGAACAAUAUUUCCCAAUAACUUCAAACCUCUCUAUUUCCACAUGCCUGUUUUUUUUGUUUUUGUUUGUUUGUUUUUAUUUUAAACUGCAGGGACAAAGAAAGUAAUGAAAUUUUUUGCAUGUUGCUUGUGAAGUAGUUGAUGCUAAGUUGAAUCUUUUAAGAGCUGGUAAACCUGCACUAUUAGGUGUUUCAGAAUCUGUGAUCAACUCAAGAUAUUGAACCAUGAAAAGCAUUUUCAGUCUGUCUCUGUGAUUCUACAAAUGAAAUCAGACCUCCAGGACUUAAAUGAACUUCUUUUCUCAUCUCCACCAGCUCCAACCCAGCCAGACCACUCCUCAAAGAUGAAUCCUGUCAUAGCUGGUGUCGUCUCACUGGCCAAUGGCUCUGCCACUCAGCCCAGCAUGACAGCAGAUACCGCUCUAACCGGUUAGUUUAAACACAAAGCUUUGUGUGACAAUUCAUACAUCUCUAACCUGUUGAGCCUGGUCCAAGUUAACAGACACGGACAAAUGAUGUUCCUGAUGUUCCACUGUUUGCUGUUCUUCACAUCUACUCCUGUUCCUCUCAACUUAGAGUAAAAAGUGGCAAACUUUUAAACAAUUUUUUUAUCAGUGUUUAUUGGGAAAUGUCAAUUAUAUGCCAAAAUAAUGUAGGGGCCCUCAUUCCAUACAGUUUACUGCACUUAAAUGCAGUGUGUAACACUUUUAUUAUUUUUUUGUAGGAGCUCUUCCAACCUCCAAUGUUGACGGCAAGAACCAAGACCAUGUAUGUAUUCUGUCUGUGUUUCUGUUAAAUCUUGAUCAGGCCUUACAUACAACUGUAGACUUCUACAAGAAAUGGUGAAAAUGAUUUGGAAGAGUACCAAAAGUGUUACCAACGGUGACUGUUUUUGAUAUUUGACCUCAGAUUUUUCAGAGACCAAUACAUAAGUUAACCAUCAACAGUAAAUCUCAUUUAGUAUUUUUGUUGUUUUGUUCGGUAUAUCUAUGUCCAGGCCAGUACUCAGACUGAUGCCAUGCGAGUGCCAGCGUCCCGUCGGCGUCAAAUGAAGAACAAGUCAGUUCUGUGUCGACCCUUCACUGUGGAUCAAGAGAGCAUGUGCCAGUUGCAGACUUCAUCUUCAGAUUCAUCAGGUAACUAGCUCAAGUUUAAAAAAUUCACUGUUUAAUGCCUGACUCACUCAGGAUACUGAAUAACUGCAGUUCAGGAUUAAGGAGCACAAGUUGUUUUUACACCUCAGCACAGCCUAUUGACAGUGAAAUGCAUUAUAGGAUGUUGCUGUACCAUGAAGUGUACUCAGAUGUCUGUAAAGACAUCUAAAGUAAAAAUGCUUCAUUAGCAUAAUAAUGGCCAUUGCAUAUAAUUUUCUGUUCUAGCCACCAUGACUGUUUGUGUGACACAUUUGCUCCCUUUAUACAUGUGCAGUUUAAUGGUGCGAGGAAAUUUCUACAAAACAUGUCCUCAUGUUUACUGAUUAAACCAAACAGCUGGUGGUAGAGUUCACUUUUGCUGCAUUUCCACAAAGUGGUCCGGUUUGGUUUGGUUCUGCAUGGUAUGCAAUUAUUAGGGUUUCCCCCCUAAAAAAUUAGUAAAGGUACCAGGAUAGCUGAUGUACACAGCGUGACCUUUUUGGUAUCCUUCUGUUGGGACAUGAAGUCUUCCUAUCUGGACCUAAAAGGUGGAGCCAGAUACACAGUCUGUUCAUAAGAGUGAGGGGGAGAUCAUACGCAAACAUCAGCUGAGCAGUAAAAGGGGCACAGAGGUGAAUGCAAAGCAAGAGGGAAGUAAAUAAUUCAUAUAACCGAAUGUUAUGUAAUGAUUAACAUAGUUUACCUGCAGUCAAAAUGAUAAAUAUUUUUUUUCCCCAUGAGCUAAAAAGAAUGCUAUUCUAGUCACUACCAAAUCUGUCCUGGACAAUACUUCAGAAUAACAGCACUGUAACACAGAGUGGGCUUUAACUUUAAGAGGCAAUCCAGAAAUACGACCACAUUUUCCAUGCUUCUGGCGUAAACAUGGUCAGAUUCAGUCCUCAGUUGAUCAUUUUGCUGUGUAAUGUAGCCAAGAUCUACAUACAUCAGGGAGGCUAUCAUUCAGUCCAAACAGUCUAACCUGUUGACAUGGAUGCCAAAAUGAAAAUCAAGGUGUUUCAGAGCCAUCAUGGAGCCCUGCCACACUUCCUGGAUGCAGGGUCUAAUCGGCAAGUUAAGGGUUCCCUGAACCAAAUGAUACCAAACUGUACUGAACCAAACCGGACUGCAUAUUUAAAAGUUGUUGUCUAUAAUAUAGUCUUAUAAAGCAAAUAAAAAAAAGGAGGAUGAACUGUCUUCAAAGUUUUUAGAGUUUAAGUAAAAACCUCUCAAGGUGGACAGUGACAAGAUCCUCCUAACAUUCUGGGAAUCUCAAAUAUCAGACCCUCCUACAAAGGGAUGGGUUCCUGCAGGAAGUCUUUGAAAGGUAGUCUCUUCUUUUUCUGUCGAGGCUGAUUGGUUUAAGUUUUAUAUCAGACUUCGGUUGUAAUUUAAGCAACGACUAGUUAAGUUGCAUUUCCAGAAAGUGUCUUCUUCGAGCAGUUGACCUUAUGUAGUUUGUUUUUGCAACAGCUCUUCUUACUGUCUGCAUAAUUGAUCAAUGUUUUUGGUUCAGUCAAUCAUUCAUUGUUCACAAUCAGCUGUUUCAAUAAUCACACCAGCUGUGCGGGACAGCUCCUCGCAAACCGACCACCCUGACACUCCCACAUCUCCAGCAUCAUCACCAAAACCUCAGGGAGAAACUCAGCCAUGUAACGGCCUGCCAGCCCGCCUCACCGGACGCCAUUUUCUGGGCAAGAGAGAGACUGACUCGGACUGCAAGGUCUGCGCACAGCUUAAGAGGAAGAGAGAGGAGGAAGAACUGCAGGAGAGGAAGAAACAGAAGACUGAAGAGGAUGAGGAUCCAGAGGGGAAAACAGGAGAAGUAGCAGAGGAGGUGAAGGGAGGACGCUCGCAUGGUGACAGUGAUGUGGAGAGAAAACAGGAAGGCCACUGUGAAAUGAAGAGUUGCGAGCAUAAAAGUGAAAAAUUGAGGGGACAGACAUCAUAUUACUGUAAGACAUGUUCAGGAGAACCCAGCCUCUGUCCUGUUCCAUGUUUUGAGCUCUUUCACACCAGACUGAUCUACAAAACAGUUCCUGAACUGGACAUUUAAGGUGAGCCCUCUGAAUAAAGAAAUAAGAUGCAUGAUUUAUACCAAAUACCUUAAUUACAGCAUUUUAUACAAACCCAGAUCCCCAUGAAGUUUGGAUGUUGUUUAAAACAUAAAUAAACAUGGAAUACAAUGAUUUGCAAAUCCUCUUCUGUCUAUAUUCAAUUGAAUACUCUACAAAGACAAAAUAUUAAAUGUUCAAACUGAUAAACUUCAUAAUUUUUUGUAUAUAUUCACUCACUUUGAAUUUGUUCUAAAACAGUGGAGACAGGAACACCAACAGACUGGAAUCUGGGUUUGUAGUGAAAAGAAAAAGUCAAGUUUUUGCCACAGCUGUAUCUUCUAUCCAAACUCCAUGUGUUUUUUUAGAGUAGUAACAGUGAUUUACUUAAACGAUUCACUGACAAUUACUUGCUUUUUCAAUUUAAUUCUACUGACUUGUGAGGGUCGAGUUUGUCACCCCGAGUUUUUCUCUCCACAGUUUCCUGACCUGCUGAAAUCCUGCUAUGAUCCCGGACAAAGACUUUACAUCUUCAGUGCCAGUUUUCAGACCUACAUGACUGCAGUGACCCUUAAAUUCCUAAUGGGUGGUCGUCUGUUUUACUUGAAUUUAAAGUUUGACUCGCAGCAAAAGCAGGACAGCCCUUAGUUUACAGCUGGUACCUAGACGCGCCGCUGCAAGAGGGGCAGUGUUGCAACGAUAUACAGAAAGUAUUUAAGACUGGGACUUUCUAAGAACAGGAUAUUUCAUCUUAAAGGACCCGGUUUUGCUGGAUUGAACAGUUUAUAUUUACAGUGAAGGAGUUUUUCUUUCACCAAGGAGACCACAUAUAGUGCCAAUGCUUUAUUUUAGACCCAAACAUGAUCAACAAAGUAACACUGUGAAUCUUAAGGAGGGAGUAAAAUAUUCAUACAUUUCACCUCCAAGAAAAAUCAGAACAAACCCUCAUAAAGAGUUACCCUGACAUGAUGCAGUCUAUAAUGUUGUACCUACAACAACACAUCUGCAGAUUUUGUGAUUGGUUUGAACUGGACUCAUAAAAUUCUUAACCAUCAUAACAGAAGUUACAAGUAGUUUUUAUCAAGCACAAUAUUUCCUCCAAGUUUAAAAGUUUAGGCUAUUAUUAAGAAAUCUGCAGUUUUGACCCAUUAAAGGGGAAUUUGUAUUGCAAGGGGGUAAUACCAUGAGUGAUCUGUUACACAUGGGGGAGAUACUUCAAGUGGCUCACUGACCUGCACAUGUACCGUAAUAUGUUCAGAAAAUACCUCACUAAUAGGUCUGUCUGUAUAGUAAUAUUUCAUUCGAGCUGAUUCACAGUGUAUAUCUCAGCUGUCUUCAAAAGUUUGGGUCUUUUGUUAUAUUCUGUUUGUAAUUACCUUUAUGUGUCUUUGCCAAAUCCUGUCUUCUUGUUUUUUUAUACUCGGUGAGUGACACACUAAAGUGCUAAAACUACUUGACGACUUUCAGGGGUACCACCUGAGAUUUUGGGCCCUGUAAAGAAGAUCACAUUUUGCCCCACCUUUUCACCCCCCAAGGAAUUUGACAUCACUUUUAAAGCCUCUAUUAGUCAUGGGCUGUUUGAGUCAUCCUAACUUUUCUCGUCCACACAGCAUUUCUGAUCACUUUAUAUAACAAACCUUUGAUCGUUUGCAUUGACAGCAUCUGCUGUAAAGUGUGUGAGCUGAUCUUUGUGAAUGAGGUCAGUUGCUCUUGCAGAUGCAGCCAAUAGAAAAGCAUAUUUCAAGGGUUUCUUGUGAAGUGGUGAAGUCAAGACUAGGGUCGUCUACCUCAAACUGAUAUGUGGAGUUUUUGAAAUGGUUUACAAACUUAUGACAUGCACAACGAUUACAACAUUCAUACAAGAAUCCAACUCAAAAAAAAUGUUUGUUCCAGGCAACUAUGAUGCCACAUAUGCUCUCGGCUUUAAAUUAAAAAGAAGGUAGGUGUUGAAAUGUUAAGUUAUACUUUUUGUUUUUUGAACUUGCUACAAAAUAGUGGCAGAUUACACAGGCUUUUCAUGCUAGUGUAGAAAAAUAAUUUUCUUAGGAUGUCAUAGUAGGUUAAAUUCUUCCCUCAGAGAUCUAUCCUGACCUAACAUCAGACUUACAUGGUGAAUGGUAUAUAUCAUUUACCUCUGCAUGGGUCCAGAUGAUGGCUCAGUUCUUGCAAAUGUUUCCUCUAAAAGAGCAGUCAGACCAGAAUGUUGGUCUAGAUUGGAGGUCUUUUGGUCAGGUUAGGUUUGGCACUGCCAUACUGGCAUACUGGCAUGUCAUAUAAAGAAAAGAUAAGUUUAUCAUUCCCAGAAAACAAUCCUUGUGUUUCCAGCCAGCUGUUCUUUUACCUUGAGCUGCGCUGUCAGGAUUAAAUCUACAGUCACCUGAGUAUUUCAGUCAUGUGAUUUAAGACCACAGUAUUUAGCUAAAUGCUCAGUUGUUAAUUGACCGGUACUACAUGUACUACAAGUUUUGUUAUGGAUGUGUGAUGUGUAAUAUUAAGAGUUGAAUUCCUCUCUCACUACUGAAGGAGUUGACAUCUACCUGCUGUUGCAUCUCUGAUGUUUUGUUUACCUGGUGUCAAAGAGUUAAAUACUAUCCACUCCAUUGGCAUGUUUUUGUUUGUCUGUUCUUUAUGAUUAUGCCGACAUGGAUCAAGUUUGAAGUUAUUUCUCAUUGUUAAUGUGUUUUGUUUCAAAUGACUGUCACCUGUAAAAUGGAAGUUUUGUUUUCUCCAAUGCAAAAAAAGUCAAUAAAUACUAUACAAGAGCAAUUUUUUCCUUGUAUUUGUGUUUAUUUCGUUUCUCUGCUCUGCCCUACACACCACUGGCCCAAGCCUGACAAUGAAUAAGCACAGUUGGAGUUAAAUAAUAUUAAAAAUGAACACAGGCUGUUACUGUAUGAAGAUCACAUCAGCUGACAAUCCUAAAAAAGACAAGGAGACCAGUGGGAGGGUCCUCUAUAUAUACUACCUAGUGUACCCUGUAUCUUUCCCAUUAGUAGGAAACACUAAUGGUGUCUAAACUAAGAGAGCACAUCAAGGCUGUGACUGCCUAAACUUGCAUGCUGUGAACAAAGUGUUCUCAGGAAUAUAAAGCUCUGUUUCCUGCUCAGGAAUUUGGAGUGACAUAGAGACUGACACUGAAAAGUGAGAUUGUGACGGAACAAGGUGUCAAAAAUCAAAGGAAGAGCACUCUUCUCAUAACAUGAACUCCCUUCAGGGGCAUGCACAACACCAUCACGGAAAAAAAAUGAAAUAAGAUUCAGCACACUUGAAUGUAGCUAAAUGUUUUCUAUUUAAAUCAGGGCACAGAGAAGAACAGCCUCAAAUCAUGGGACACCUGCUCAACCAGCUGAGCAAAACCUGCACCACAAGUUUCUUUAACCUUUUUAUUUUUCAGUCAAGCUCAGCGCUUUAAAACCCAGUGUUUCUUAAAGCUUAGUGCUCAGGGGGAAACGUCUCUCAUUUACCAUUACCUGGGAUCAACCACCUUAGCGAAGUAAAGGGAGUUGCAUUGUUUCUACCACAAAAAAACUCCUCAGAAUUACAGCUUCAAAUGUAUCAAUGGACCUCUCCUGACUUUAAAAAUGUCUGAGUGUAAAUAGAUACUAUAUAGACUACAGUAUGUCUGAGGAGUGCCUCUACAUUUGUCUAUACUUAAAACUGUCUAUACCUAAAGUUUUUGUAAGUUUUAUUUGAACAAAAGCACUGGUGUACUUAUUCGAAUUACACUUGGAAAAAAAACAAACAAAUCUUGACAGUACAUGCAAGUAUUUACCCAAAAUGUGUAAACUCAAAUAUCUUAUUUAAUUAUAAAUAUCUAUAGUGUUUUGAUUUCCAGGUCUAAGGUUGUGUGCAUCCCAAACAAAUAAUGCUUUGAGUGCAGAUUUCUUUAGACACAUUCAUUUACACCUUCAUAUUUAAAGGCUCUUUUUGAAAUAUUUUUGCUUCACAAAACGGUAAUACCCAAGUAAACGAAAGGAGAAAGAGUAGAGAGCAAUUCAUAACCUAAAAGAUAUUUGAGAGGGCUGAUUGGUUCUGCAGUUGUAACUGUUAUACAGUAAGUGAGAGAUGUCCAGAGAACAUAAUUGAUACGGGGCCUCUCCUUGUAUUUUUAAUAUAUGCUCUCUUUAUAGUAGACUUUUUCUUUUCAAAAACUGUACUUUUCUUUCAUUUUUUAGCAGUAUUAAUUCACCAUGAAGUGACGUUAGUGCCUGAGCGACAGCCGUUUGCUUAGUGUGUAGAUGAUCAAAAUAACCUGAGAAAAGGGUUAUUUCAGUGUGCCCUCACAUUUGAUGUUUAAAGAGAUACAAUAAAUGAUUGUAGCAUAGUGAUUAUGUGGGUUGACAUCGAGCCUAAAACAAGAGCCUUUAAAAGAUCACUUUUGCCGGUCUAAUUUUUUGUUUUGUCUUGAUAAAAAAAAUCUUGAAAGUCAGUGAAGUGUUUUUAAAUGCCUGUUCUCUAACUUUCUAAACAUUUGUAUUUCUGCAUUCCUCUAAAAUCCAUAAAUAGCUCUUAAUUCUUUUUUGAUUUCCUUUUUACAACUUUUUUUUCAUUCAGUCCAAGUCUUUUUACGCUGUGUCUUUGAGAUAAAAAGAUAUGUAUUGAUCUAAUCUAUCUUUUUUAUGAUUUUAGCAGCACACAGAUUUGAUUUAUCUUCUUGACUAUCUCCUUUAUAUCUCCUUAAUAUCCCUUCUUCACUUCUCCCCUGCACCAGAUCUGCCUCAGCCCCCUGUCACCUCCUCAGGAGAAGAGGAGAAAGUGAAGGUUAUAAUGGUGCCAGUUCCAGUACCAGUCUUCAUCCCAGUGCCUAUGAACAUGUACUCCCAGCACACACCUGUCCCUAUGCCUAUGCCAAUGCCUGUAUGUACCAUCUCACACAUUCAGAAUUAUCAGUGGACUUUGCAGAGGAUCAGCAGCAGAAAGUACAGUAUUUAUUUUCUGUUCCUUCUCAUUGUGCAGAUUCCAGUGCCCCUGGUGGUACCUCAAAACAAAGAAAUGAAGGAUGCAGCCGUCCAGUUUGAGGCUGUGGCUGUAGAAAAACAGAAAGACUCGCCUUUCUUGAGUGGAGGUAAGAGCUUAUAAAGCACAUUUGUCAAUUUUCUGUCAUAAAGGUUGUCUCAAUAAUUUUUUCCUACAUUAAUCAUUAAAAGUAUGUCAAAUUUUACAUCACCUGAUCUUAUUCUACAGACCAGAGCAAUGCACCCACUGAAGAUACAAAGUCAGAGGUGAUCCCCUCCGUUCCCUGUGGUGAUGAGGAAAUUCAAGAACCAGUAAAAGCUGAGCUCCCAGUAAGUGUUAGUCCAGAUAAGAGCACAGAGUCUGCUGAGCCUGAGCCCACUACCCAACCAGAAGAGAGUGCAGCAACUACGAAUGAGGCACCUACAACUAGCACUGAGCUUCAGCCUCCCUCCUCCCCUAUGAUGGACCUGGAGAGUGACUUCCCAUCUGGUGAGAUACUAUAUCAUUAAAGAAGUAUAGAAAAAUACAUCAGCAAAUAAUCUGCCAAAGUGUGUCAUAUUUUGGAUAUUCAGCAGCCAAAAUCUAAACACUUUUCCUACGGAUAAUUAAUGAGAGCUAAACUUAAAAAAUGUGAUUUAUUGUUCAUUUAGAAUGUCCUCACUUUUGCAGAACCGCCCGAUCAGAAGAAAUCUGUUCAACAGAGAGGAGUGAAAAGACCAAGGGAGGUUUUUUCAGGACGGAAACGGGUAAGAAUCCCCUGAUAGAUCUGUAGUUUUUUCACAAACCAAAAUUCUGUCUAUUCAGUUUAAACAUCCCAUACAGUGAAAAGUAUAUUAUUCCCAGCCUUGCACCCUGAGAAUGUGGGAGUGAAUAAGCCCGUGUCGUUUCUUCAGCCUCUUUAAGCCCAUUUAAAUUUGCUGCUCCUGAGGAGGAGUUACGAUCUGAGUGAUUUGGGUUAGGCAAAUUUGCAUAGGCUUGCAUGCAAAUAGAAUCUCGCUCACUUCCGCCUCUCAUGCUGUCCAGCUUCCUCCUUUGCUAUUGUGGUUUGGCUCUGGUUUUGCAGAACCAAAAAGUCAAAGGUUAGAGCCAGACAGGGUGACUGCUGUCUUGGUGGUUGCAAAAAUCAACAUAAAUGUCUCUGAUCUGUCUCAGCACUGACAAAGCCCCCCCCAAAAAAACACAAAAAAAAACAAUGUUCUAUUGUAGCUGUGGUUGGUGCUUAUUUCUUUGUUUAUGCCAACCAUUUAAAUUCAGACUGCUUUAAUAAUAGGAGUCAGUACAAAGCUGCUCCAACACCAACAAUAGACACAGGACCUUUUUCAAUAGGUGAUAAACCAACAUGGUUGUUGUGUCAUCUCCUUAUGUCUUCACUUUGUGAUAAUAUCGAGUAAAUUUCUAGACAUUCGGUUUGGUUUUGGUGUUUUCAUGCAGGCUGCUCUGUAAAUCUGGACCAUGUGGGGAAUUUAGGGGCCUAGAAAUCUGUGGGGGAAGCUAUGAUUCCAGAAACCCUGUCCAUGAGUGUUAGGAUGUUCUAUAACUUUUAAGCCAUAAAUACAAUCAAAAAGAUUUCAAUCCGUGUGUUUCUGUCCAUUUCUGCCCAUCCAGGGUCGAAGGCGAACUGCUCCAUUAGACCGCAGUGUACUGGUUGCUCCAGCCACCUCAAAACUGAACCAUGUGUACGGUGUUAAAGCGUGGAGGAGCUGGGUUCAACAGAGGAACAAAGAAGAGUGUGAGUUUCAGUUCUCUUUUUCUCAUGACUUUUUAUCUCAAUUUCUCUGAUGUCCUUUGACACCAUGACUCGUUCACUUGCGUCUUUAUUUACCCCACACUCUCCUCCUUAUAGCCAAUCUGGUGGAUAUCAAAGAAGACAUCAUUCAGUGUGACUCUGCUGAGCUGAGCUUUGCACUGUCUCGCUUCAUCAAAGAAGUGAGACGGCCAAACGGAGAGACAUACAGUCCGGACAGUAUCUUCUACCUCUGUCUUGGGAUACAGCAGGUGCACACACAAAUAAACACACACAGACACAAUUUAUCACCAGUUACCAUGUAGUGACUUUUUAUUCACUUCUUUUUUUUUUUAUCUUCCUCUUUUUGGACAGUAUCUGUUCAUGAAGGGACGCAUAGAGAACAUCUUCACCGACGAGCUGUACAGUCAGUUUGCCACAGAGAUCAGUGCGAUGCUGAAACUCUGGAAACCCAAACUCCUACCUAAAGGUACGAUCAUUGAUUAAAGUCAUAACCCUGAGCCCUCUCUUAUGAAAUCACAAUCACUUUUUUUAUCAUUUUUAAUGAAGAACCUUCUUUCUUUGUUAUAGCCUUUUAAGGUAUUUUGAAGUUACUGACACUCUGCGAGUCUUCUUUACUGCAGUAGCUGAGUCGCUGUAUAAAUUGUUGCUUUGGUUUUAUCGACUCCACUUUGUUGUUUUUUGUUGAGUACUGAUCUUAUCUGUGUUUAGAAAUAGUAGUUAGUUUUUUAUUCUACCAGGAGACUCAGAUUAGCCAACUUGAGGUCACUAAACGGCACACAGACAGUCCACAACUCGCUAACACGGCAUGCAGCAGCCAAAGAGCUCAGUAACAUCAUUCAGCUGCCUUUUCGUUUCCUUUCUUUAAAGGUGGUAUUUUCCCCUCCCGCGUCGCUGAGUCCUACCUGUGGGAGUGUAAGCAGCUGGGUGCAUACUCACCUAUAGUGCUGCUCAACACGCUGCUCUUCUUCUGUACCAAGACCUUCCGCUUCAACUCGCUGUCGCAGCACCAAAGCCUCUCCUUCACCAACUUCACUCGAUCCUCAAAACCCUGCAGCCGAGCCGGCAAAGUCCACUUCCUCAGACACCAGAGGAGUAAUCGGGAGGAAACAGGCAAGUCUGGGAAACCUAUACAUUUAUAAUAUCAAUACUAAAGUACUGACUUUAAAAAAUAAAGACAAGUUUAUUGUGAAAAUUAUUCAGGCAAAGGAAAUCAGACAAAUACCGAUUUUUUUACCGAUCACUUCUUAGUGUGUUUGGGAAAAAGAAAUCUAAGUUUAUGUUGUUUUUUUUGUUGUUGUUUUUUUUUUUUUAGAGCGAUUGAGAAAAAAGCAGGUGGAAGUUGAGGCAGACCUGGAAAUGCUUGAAAAUGCCUCCAACCCUCUGCGCUGUCCUGUCAGACUCUACGAAUUCUACCUCUCUAGAUGGUGAGAUGGACACACACACAUAUGCAUUCAGUAUUGCCAUUAAAAAUAACAUCCAAACAUGCUUAAUGAUAUGCAAACUCUCUUUACUCGUCUUCAGCCCAGAGUCGGUGAAGAAGAGAUCUGACGCGUUUUACCUCCAGCCUGAACAGAAUGUGCACACAAGAAGGUCAGAGUCAAAGACACCUUUUGAGGUUUCUGAGGUUAUCUACAGUACUGAGACUUUCUCAAUCCAGUGCUAGCAUUGAACUUAUCCCAAGCCACGAUUUCAGUCAAUACUCUGUGGUAAUAGUGAUGAAUUCUAAACAGCCAACUAUUGCUAGGAACAGUAGCAAUCCCAUCCUAUGUAAAAUAAAAAAAUCAACUGUUGACACUGUGGCAAAAAUGUUUGUGAAUUUACUGAUUUGUCUUUCAUGUCCACUUGGUUAUUUCCUUUGCUGGUUGCUGGGACAUAAGCUACAUGAUGUAUUGUGAGUGUUUGGAUACAGCUGAUAGGAACACCAACGGGGUGAGCAGGACCCCAAUGUAACAACGAGGACCUUUUCUAUCAUCAGACAUAAUGAAAAGCUUCGUUGUUACCUUGAUAGCAAAAUACAUUCCUGCAGUCGCUAACAGUAAUGUAAGCUAGGACCCACAGUAUUUUAACGGUAGCUCAUCAGUGAACAAAUAUGUUGCUUUACCUUAAAAUGUGAAUGGAAUAGAAUAGAAAAGUCCUUUACUGUAAUUGUAUCAAGUACAACGAAAUUUAAAAGUGCCAGACGUUCAGUGCUUAAAAAAAAACAAAAAACACUACAGUAAUAAAUACUACAAUAAUAAAACACACACAGUAAUAAAUACUACAGUAAUAAAACACACACAGUAAUAAAUACUACAGUAAUAAAACACACACGCACAUCUACCAUACAUUCCGUCAAUUGGUAGCGUACAAUCCCACUACAUGUAUACAUUGUGCUGCGGGUUAUUCAUAAGGCAUUGAGGGUAGUUAGUGCUGUUGGAUAAAAACUGUCUUUGUGUCUGUUUGUUCUGGAUUUGAUUGUUCUGUAACGUCUGCCAGACAGCAGCAGUUCAAACAGGGAGUGCCCGGGAUGGAAAGUGUCUCUGACAAUGCUCUGAGCCUUCUUAACACAGCGAGCACUGUGAAGGUCGUCCAGUGAAGGAAGGGGGCAGCCGACUAUCCUCUGGGCUGCGUUAAUGGCCCGUUGGAAGGCCUUUUUCUGUACUACUGUCACUGUGCAGCUGCUAAACCACAGACAUAGACAGUAUCUAAGGAUGGAUUCUAUGGAGCAUCUGUAGAAGGACAGUAGCAGUCUCUGUGUGAUGCAGUUUUUCCUGAGGACCCUCAGGAAGUGAGUCUUUUUAAGCACCUUCGCACUUUUACAGUCCAGGUCAGGCCCUCCUCAAUGUGAACACCCACGUUCCACGCUGAUAAUGAGUGGUGGAAUGUCAGUCUUUUUUCGCCAAUAGUCAAUCACCAGCUCCUUGAUUUUUGCUAUAUUGAGCAGAAGGUUAUUCUCCCUACACCACACUGCCAGAUGUUCAACGUGGAUGUGUGAUGCCCACUCUUACCCUCUGGGUGCGACAGGUGAGAAAGCUGUAGAUCCACAUGCAGGUGGGGUGUGGAAUGCCUAGAUUGACCAGUUGGUUAAUCAGUUUGUGAGGAAGUAUGGUGUUGAAAGCAGAGCUUUAGUCCGCAAAGAGCAUCCGUACGUAGCUCCCCUGCUGCUCUAGGGGGGUCAGUGCAGCAUGGAGGGCUGUGGCCAUGGCUAUUUGCCCUGUAUGCAAACUGAUGUGGAUCCAGGCUUUUUGGCAAGUAUGAUGUGAUGUGACCUCAGACCAGCUUUUCAAAGGAUUUCAUCACCACCAGGGUGAGAGCGACUGGUCGGUAGUCAUUGAGGCCUGAAAUGUGAGGUUUUUUGAGCUCGGUGGACUCGGACAGGGACUGGUUAAAAGUCCUUUGACACACGCCCAGACACUCCAUCGGGCCCAGCAGCCUUCCUAGGCACGAAGGACACGCCUCACCUCAUGUUCUGUGUGGGUGAAGUUGCCCUGUGCUGUGGGGUGUAGUGUGGCUGCCUUGGGUGGCACCACCUCAAAACGGGCAAAGAAAGUGUUCAGCUCCUCUGCCAGUGAGGCCUCACCCUCAGCAGCUCCCAAGGUGGGCCUGAAGUUGAUGAGCUGCUGAACUCCUUGCCACACCUGCCUGCUGUUGUUAUUUCCCAGGUGUGCCUUAAUCUUCUGCCUUGGCCCCUUUGAUGCCUCUCCUUAGGUCAGCCCGCACUGCAGAGUAGAGGGCCUGGUCACCAGACCUGAAGGUGAUGUUCCUCUCUCUCAGCAGCUGCUGGACCUCCCGAGUUAUCCAGGGCUUCCGGUUGGGGUAGACCCAGAUCCGUUUUUCCACAGUAACAGUGCCUAUGCAGUGUUGUAUAUAACACAGUGCACUGUCUGUAAACAUCUCCAGGUCUUCAUGAAAAAACACAUCCCAGUUGGUUGUGUGGCCUUAUUUCUUAGUGUGUUCUUAUGUUAAAGUUAUUAAACCAGUUUUCACUCAUGUAGUCUUGUUUGAACUUCAAAGACUGAGUCUGACAACAAAGGAAAAUGGUGAACAUAAUUUAGACUCUAACCCUCUGUGCCAACAUGCAUGUUGUCUUGUAACUGUAAUGUAUCCAUGUUUUAUUAACUUUUCAAUUUCUGCUCUCAACAGUCCCUACUGGUACACCGCUCAACCACUAGAGGCUACCACCCUGCAGAGCAUGCUGACACGCAUCCUGGCUGUCAGAGAGGUGCACCAGGAGCAGGGGGAUGUCAGUUUACAGUGAUAUGGAGCUCCGUCCAUCACACCCAGCUUCUGAUCUUUAUCUGCAGAACAAACCUCUUCUGAUGCUGAAUGCUUCACAGUGAAUCAAAGCUGAACAUUCACCCAUCAGUCUCUCAGAGGCUGUCAGGUCUUUGAAAUGAGGAGAUGGAGAGAAAAAAAAUAUAUACAGAGUAAUGGAAGGACUUUGAAAAGAGAAUCUUUGAAGAGUGGAUUUUUUUGGUUACCUCAGUUGCCAAUCCCUGCCAUGAUAAUUAAUAACCUUACAAAAUUUGAUCACUCUAAAGCAUAGAAAGUGUUUGAGAGUGUGUUUUUAACUCCAUGGUUUAUGUCCCACCUGCCUGAUAUUUAUCCAUCUCACAUGGCAGAAUUAUUUUGAACUGUAAUAGCCAUGCCCAGCCUGGCAGAUGAGUUUUAUUAUUUUGUGGGUGAUGGAUUGUAUGUAUGACCAGUCGGUGAUGCUGUUUUAAAGUCACCACUGGUUGUCAAGGAUUUCCUCCAUUAGUUAUCUAGUGCUUCUAACUUGAACACUUACAUUUUCAGCAGGUUUUAGAAUUGGACAGUGUGGCAUUUAGCUGCACAAAUGUAAAUGCCUCACCAAAAUGAAGUUGAUAGUCCCAGUGAAGAACUUCUUUCAGUGUUAUUCUGAGUAAUUGAACAUAAAAUAAGCAGUUUCACUAACUGCAUCACAUUUAUGACUUUGUCUGGUUGCUGCUGGGCCUUUUGUCAAAUAUGUGAUUCAAAUGUCAAACCAGUUUACAUUAUACCUGUGUGACCCAUCUUGUCAUUACAGAGGAGACUUGCAGUGCCUCUGUUCUUUUAUUGUGAAGUUUCUUGAUUUAAUAUGUUUCCAUUUUAUUUUACCAUCUAUGUGGCCUUAUUUUCUCAAAAUAAUCAACUCAUUUACAUACCCACAUGAUAAAGACAGCCUAGCUUCUGUUUAAGUACAGUGGAACCUGGACCUGCUACCUGUACACUGUCCAAGUAUAUUAAUCUGUAUCUUUGUUUUUAUUAUGGUGCCAUUAUCCUCUACCUUGAGGCAUUAAGUUUUUCUGGGACAUUACGUUUUAAAAUGUUUUUUCCCCUCCUCCUAUAAGCGUGUAUUCAGUUUAGUAUGAUAUAUUUGUGGUGGUCAUUCAGACAGUCAAAGACCAGUAUUAUGACAGCGGGCCUACGAUAUCUACUGCUGUGUCCAUGGUAGUCAUGAUUUUUGGUUGAAAUAGCUCUGUGGUAUGAAAUGUAUAAAAAUGUGUCGAGGUUAGUGUGAGACAUAAAAUGGCUAAAAUUUGUCUUAACAUUGAUUCUAAAUCCAAAAUUUUAAGCACAGUAACAAUGUGGUGGAAAAAGUUCACAGUCAGUAGAAGUGCUGUGAAUCAAAGUCUUACUCUGCUUCCAUUUGAAGAACUUAAUCUCUUAAUUUACCAAAAUGCAAAAUCUAAACUAAAAAAUCUUCUUCCUACUGUCCUCUCAAUAAUAUUAUUCUGUAGACAAAGAUGAAUAAGAGACUGAACUCUAAAUUGGCCUAAAGACAGUCGCAGGGACCUCACACUGAAACCCACACUGUGAUCAGUGCUUGUCUCAAAGAUGUUAAAAAGAUUACACAGACAUGUCUGAAAAUGUAUAUUGUUAUUUUUCCUUAUUGUUCUUUAGUUAUUGAUAACUGCCAUUUAGCAAUCUUUUUUGUCUUUUUUUUAUAUAUCAUAAAAUUUACUUCUGGGGGGUUAAUAAGGGUGAAGGUGGUUGAAGCGGAAACUUUCACAUGUUUUGAGGGUUUAAAAAUAUAUAUUGCAUUUAUAAUAUGUAAAUUGGUUAAAGACUUCACUACCCAGAACACCUUGUGGGUCAGUCAGGGAAUGGGUGUUUUUUUUUGUUUAAAUAUCUUUAUUGCUGUUGCUGUUGGUGUGUAUAUUUUCUUUUUUUUUCUGCUACUAUUGUGUUCAGGCACAGAGGUCAACAUGCUUUUUUUCUAUUAUCUCAUCUUAAUUUUUUAUAUGAAAUUUAGUAAUAAGCGCACAGAUCCCCCCUCAGCCUGGUCCAAAGCUAAUAAACCUCUUGAGCAGUUAAUGCUUACAUUAAGCAUUUAUGUUGUGGACUGGUGAGAUUUGAGCAUUAUCCAUUAAUGCAGGUUUUUAGAAAGUAACAUACUGUAAUACUGUCACCACUGCUGGUACAAAUGAAAUAUUACUGUCUGAAUAUUAUCACUCCAGUUUUCAAUAUAACACCACAAGGCACCAUGUUCUGUUGACAUGCCCAAAAUGCUGUUUAGUCAGAUAGUAUUUCAAAUUCAAUAGUCUCUUUUCAUUUUAAAUGUGAGGCACAGCAUCAGAGAAAUGAUAUCUAAUGUGGGGAGUGUAACAACUUUGUGCAGUUAUGAAACAUGAAAUCAUAAACUGUGUCAAUAUUU
Molecule: messenger RNA, 31571 nt
Organism: Xyrichtys novacula (pearly razorfish)
Lineage: Eukaryota; Metazoa; Chordata; Actinopteri; Labriformes; Labridae
Source: the annotation of a GenBank genome assembly